CCUCAAAUUUUUUGGAUCAAAUUUUAUGACAACAAGCACAUGCUUUCAGCAUAAAGUUGCAAUUCAGACUCAUCUUCAUUGAAAUGCGGCUAGUGACUACUAUCUCUUGAGUGACAUAGCAAGAAGAAUGCAAACAAAAAAUGAUAAUUAUUGGGAAAAAGUAGAAAAAAUGAAUCCACUAUUGAUCAUAGCAAUGAUCCUUGAUCCUAGAUUCAAGAUGACAUAUGUUAAGAUUGCUUUUGAAGGCAUUUUUCUUGAACCUACAAAGCAUGAAGCCAUGUUGAAAAAGACUAUGGAUGUCUUGUAUCGAUUAUAUGAUCACUAUUCUAGUGUUGUUGAGGUUGAUCAUGGUGAAGCAUCUAAAUCUCAAUCAACAGUGGAGCAACAAGAACUACAUGAUAGUGUUGGAGUUGGAGAUGACAUUGACAUGCAAAAGUUCCUGGCCACUGCAGACAUUGUUGUUAAUGCAAAGAAAAUUUCUAAGAUGUAUGAAUAUCUUCAGGCAGAUUUAGGUGGUUUCCGUGAUCCAAAAUUUGAUGUUUUGGCAUGGUGGAAAGUAAAUGCUUCCAAGUAUAGAGUUCUUAGUGUAAUAGCAUGUGACUUGUUAGAUAUGCCUGUCUCUACAGUAUCUUCUGAAUCAAUUUUUAGUACUAGGGGUCGAGUACUAGAUAAUUUAGGAGUUCUUUAUUUGUAAAGAUAGUUGAGGCACUCGUAUGUGUCCAAAAUUGGCUAUCCAAUAAUACCCCAAAACUCAA
This is a messenger RNA of Neltuma alba, 755 nucleotides long. RefSeq names its product zinc finger BED domain-containing protein RICESLEEPER 1-like. Gene Ontology annotation, molecular function: protein dimerization activity; DNA binding. NCBI's taxonomy places the organism in Eukaryota, Viridiplantae, Streptophyta, Magnoliopsida, Fabales, Fabaceae. The coding region runs from base 128 to 694 and encodes 188 amino acids. The transcript is spliced from 2 exons. The record is from RefSeq and is a predicted model, not a curated record.